UCGGUGAGGCAGACUGACAGAGAGAAGAGGAAGCAGGCUCUCUGCUGAGUCGAGAGCCCAAUGCAGGGCUUGAUCCCAAGACCCUGCUUUCAUGACCUGAGCCAAAGGGUAGAAGCUUUAACCCACUGAGCCACCCAGCUGCCCUGCUAAGAAGCAUUUUCAAAGUUACUUCUGAUUUCUCCUCCUCCUUGUACUGUUAUCUGUUCCCCUAGGGGUUAAAAUAAUUUACAAAGCAAGGUUACUUCUUUCUUUUAAAUUUUAUUUAUUUAUUUACAUAAGUAAUCUUUACACCAAACAUGGGGCCUGAACUUACAACCCUGAACUCAAGAGCUGUGUGCUCUUCUGACUAAGUCAGCCAGGCACCCCAUAAGGUAAAUUUAUUUUUUGUCAGGUCGUCAUUUCAGGACUGGUAACUCUUUUCUCCUGCAGCUCUGUAGAAAGAAUUUUAUUUUUGUCAGCUAAGAGUAGCCUCAUAUCUAUCAACAGUUCAGUUUUACUUAAUUAACAUCAUUGGAACAAUUGGUACCUCUAAGGAGCUUCUCAGGACAGUGUAUGCUCAAAGGCCCGCCUUUUUUCAGUUACUCUAGAAUUGGGUAGGAUGGCUGUUUGAAUUGCACAAUGAAAGAAGCAGUCAACACCCACUUUCUUAUGGAUCCAUGGGCAGUAGAAUCUGCAAAUUCCUGCCUUCUAUGCAAAACGAGUUGCAUCUAUAGCUGAUCCGUUGCUGCUAGGGUUCUUACCUCCCCUCUAAAGGCACAUUUUGAGCAUAAAGCAUCAGCCAAGGCAAAUGAUUUUCCUUUUUCUUCUCAGAACACUGGAAGUGAGAAUAUUUGUAUUCCAACAAUGGUUUUACUAUUAUAUAGUCAAGGACAGGGCAAUUCUCUCUCAUUUUUAAAAUUAUUAAAAUGAAGGUAAUGGACUAAAUCAUCUCUAAGAGUCCCUCCAAUCAAAAACUUUAUUAAAUUACCUCUCUGUAUUCUAAAGAAAAUUUUGACUCUCUGAGUUUUACAUGGUGGUGUGUAGAACACAGUUGGUGUUCAGUAUUAUUGAGUUAAUUUAUUACACUGAUGUAAACUGUUUCUAUAUAACAUUUUUCUUAUAUAUAUAUAUAUGUAUAUAUAUACAUACCUUUUCAAAAUAAAUCACACUUUUUUUACCUGUAAACACUGAUUUCACUGGGUUCUAUGAAGUCUGAGGCAGUACCCGACAUCAUUUCAAAGUUGAAAUGCAAAACAAAAAAAACUUUAAAAAUUAGCUCGAAUUAGUAAGCACCCAUCAUGAACAUUGUUGCAUUAAUUCAUCUUCUUGAAAUAUAUUUUUAAAUAAUAUCAAAGAUAUAUAGAUCAAAGAAAUAUAAAUGGAAGGAUUUUGAAGGAUAGAACAACUUUAUGAAAAAUCAGUUAUUUUGCUUCAAUAUGGUGCAGUAACUUAGUAAGGACUCUGAGCGCCGCUGUUCACCAACCAGGGGGGAAAUGGUGCGAGAGAUCUGCCAGAACCACUGAGCUUUAUAAUACAAAGAAACACCAGAUUGAGACAAACUCUCUUCCAAGCUUCAUCAAACUCAGGUCUCUUAUAUUAGAUACUGCGCUUCUUUUACGAAUACAAAAGAUUCCACGCUGACACACUGGAAUCCAGAAGCACAACAGGAGAUAGCCCAGCGUCUAAACAAUAUUCGCACAACAAUGGCGGCUCCGCAGAGGGGUGGGGAAUACAGAAGAUUCAUCCUGCUCUCCAUCCUCCUGGGAACCCAGAAGGAAGCUUGGGCAGGACAUAUUCUCUACUCUGUGCCAGAGGAGACAGACAAAGGAUCUUUUGUGGGUAAUAUCGCUAAGGAUUUGGGUCUGGAGCCCGGAGAACUGGAGGAGCGUGGAGUCCGCAUCGUCUCCAGAGGUAGGACGCAGCUUUUCACUCUGAAUCCGCGAAGUGGCAGCUUGGUCACCGCGGACAGGAUAGACCGGGAGGAGCUCUGCGCUCAGAGCGCGCGGUGCCUAGUGAACUUUAACAUCCUGAUGGAUAAAAUGAAUCUUCACCCAGUAGAAGUGGAAAUAAUAGAUGUUAAUGACAACGCUCCCAGAUUCUUGACGGAAGAAAUGACUGUGAAAAUAACGGAGAACACAGCUCCUGGGGUGCGGUUUCCGUUAAAUGAGGCUCGGGAUCCAGAUGUGGGCACGAACUCUCUCCAGAGCUACCAGCUCAACCCUAAUCAUCACUUCUCCCUGGUAGUGCAGACUGGAGACGAUGGGGGUAAAUAUCCAGAAUUAGUGCUGGAAAGGGUGCUGGAUCGAGAGGAAGAGGCAGUUCACCACCUACUCCUUACAGCCUCUGACGGUGGCGACCCACCCCGAUCCCAGACCGCCCACAUCCAAGUAACAGUGGUAGAUGUGAACGAUCACGCUCCAGUCUUCUCUUUGCCUCAGUACCAAGCAACUGUCCCUGAGAAUGUGCCGGUGGGUACGAGAUUGCUAAUGGUGCAUGCCGUUGACCUGGAUGAGGGAGUCAAUGGGGAAGUGACAUAUUCUUUCCGGAAAAUAACUCAGAAGAUUCUGCAGAUAUUCCAGCUGAACCCUCAUACAGGAGAAUUAUCAACUUUAGAAAGCCUAGAUUAUGAAGAGUCCAGCUACUAUGAAAUGGAAGUUCAGGCUCAGGACGGUCCUGGUAGUAUAACAAGGGCUAAAGUAAUGAUCACAAUUUUAGAUGUGAAUGACAAUGCCCCAGAAGUGACUGUAACAUCUGUAAGCAACUCAGUCCCUGAAGACACUCCUCCUGGAACUGUAGUUGCUCUUUUCUACCUUCAAGAUAGAGAUUCUGGCAAGAAUGGUGAGGUAACCUGCACUAUUUCAGAAAAUCUGCCUUUUAAAUUAGAAAGAUCAAUAGACAAUUACUAUAGGUUAAUGACAGCAAAAAACCUGGACCGGGAAAAAUGCUCUGUGUAUAACAUCACACUGAUAGCCACAGAUGGUGGAACCCCACCCUUGUCCUCAGAAACUCACAUCUCCAUGAACGUGGCAGAUACCAACGACAAUCCGCCUGCCUUCCCUCAGUCCUCCUAUUCUGUCUACAUCCCUGAAAACAACCCCAGAGGUGCCUCCAUCUUCUCUGUGACUGCAUCCGACCCGGACAGCCAGGAGAAUGCUCGAGUCACUUACUCCCUGUCUGAAGACACUCUCCAGGGGGCUUCCCUCUCCUCCUAUGUGUCCAUCAACUCUGACACAGGCAUCCUGUAUGCCUUGCACUCCUUCGACUAUGAGCAGUUCCGUGACCUGCAGUUGAGCGUGACUGCGCAGGACAGCGGAGACCCACCACUCAGCAGCAAUGUGUCCUUGAGUAUAUUCAUUGUGGACCAGAAUGACAACAUACCAGAGAUCCUGUACCCCACCCUCCCCACUGACGGUUCCACAGGCGUGGAGCUGGCUCCUCGCUCCGCAGAGCCUGGCUACCUGGUCACCAAGGUGGUGGCGGUGGACAGAGACUCUGGCCAGAACGCCUGGCUGGCCUACCGCCUGCUCAAGGCCAGCGAGCCAGGGCUCUUCGCGGUGGGGCUGCACACGGGCGAGGUGCGCACAGCGCGGGCCCUGCUGGACAGAGACGCGCUCAAGCAGAGCCUGGUGGUGGCGGUGCAGGAUCACGGGCAGCCCCCUCUGUCGGCCACCGUCACGCUCACCGUGGCCGUGGCCGACAGCAUCCCCGACGUCCUGGCGGACCUGGGCAGCAUCGGGACCCCCGCCGACCCAGACGAUGCGGACCUCACGCUCUAUCUGGUGGUGGCGGUGGCGGCCGUCUCCUGCGUCUUCCUCGCCUUCGUCAUCGUGCUGCUGGCGCUCAGGCUGAGGCGCUGGCACGCGUCGCGUGUGCUCCAGGCUUCAGGAGGCGGGCUGGUGGGCGUGCCGGCCUCGCACUUCGUGGGCGUGGACGGGGUGCGGGCUUUCCUGCAGACCUAUUCGCACGAGGUGUCCCUCACUGCGGACUCGCGCAAGAGUCACGUGAUCUUCCCCCAGCCCAACUAUGCGGAUAUGCUCCUCAGUUUGGAGAGCUGUGAGAAAAAAGAUCCCUUAUUAACCUCCACAGAUUUUCGUGAAUGUAAGGAUGAAGCCGAAAAUAUUCAGCUGGUUAAACUGAAGCAGCAGAGGCUGCAGUGUCCUAGUGCGGACUGUGGGCGCCGCUGUUGGCCAAAAUGGAGAGCUUGGGCACUGGCGAUCUCUUCGCGCAGCCGCAGCGCACUUUCCCUAGCCGACUCGUUAGCCCGAGCCUUUACACCACUUCCUCCUGUAGAAAAGAAGAAACCCUGACCCUCACACAGGACUUACAGGCCGUUCGGAGCUCUGGACAUCUGCAGCGCAGAGAUUAUUUGUGAUCCGGCGUCUCCAGGCCGGUGAGCAACCUGAAGGGAGCAAGAGGGAUGGGGAGCGGCGCUGCGGAGAGGGGCUGGGCUG
Messenger RNA from Mustela lutreola (European mink), 4430 nucleotides. Its product is annotated as protocadherin gamma-C5. Gene Ontology annotation, molecular function: calcium ion binding. Bases 1683 to 4286 code for a protein of 867 amino acids. Gene Ontology annotation, biological process: homophilic cell-cell adhesion. Gene Ontology annotation, cellular component: plasma membrane. The record is from RefSeq and is a predicted model, not a curated record. Lineage: Eukaryota; Metazoa; Chordata; Mammalia; Carnivora; Mustelidae. The transcript is spliced from 2 exons.